AUGUUAAAUCGUAGGAGAACUUCUGAGAAAAAGGCACCCACAAAAUAUAGACCCAUACAAGACAACAUUCAAGGGACAAUUCUGUAGAAGUGGACAUCACUCUCAAUAAAUAUCAUGUUCUCAUGUAAUAUGUUAUUGGGGUAGGUGGAAUUAGAAGAGUCUGGAAAUCUUUGCAUGAAAGAAAUCAGUAAAGCUUUAGUGCUUUUGAAAUAAAGUGUACAUUGCAUAAUGAGAGAAUUAUAAUUUUUAACUCAAUUGAGACACAAUUUCGUAAUCAAUAUUUUUGCAGCCUUUCAAGAUAAUUAGAAUCUCUAUUUGGUUCUAGAUUAUUUGGGAGGUGGUGAUCUACCAUAUCACUUAGGAAGAUAGAGGAAAUUUGCAGAAUAACAAACAAUUAUUGCAAAACUCCUAUUAUUAAAAUAGAAUUUUUCGCUGCUUGUGUUAUAGUGGGACUGGAGUAUUUGCAUGAGAAUAAUAUAAUACAUAGAGAUAUCAAACCAUAAAAUUUAAUUUUGGAUAAUUCAGUUUAUGUUCAGAUUAUUGAUCUUGGUUUAGCUGUUAAAAAAACUGGCUAAAAUUUCGAAAACACGUGGCACCCCUGGUUUUAUGUCACCUGAAGUCAUAUUCCGAUAAGAUCAUGGAGCAGUUAUCGAUUUUUUUGAUUUUGGAGUAAUUUGCUAUGAAUUCAUGACAGGAAGAAGGCCAUAUUAUGGAAAUAGACGGGAAAUUAGAGAAUAGAUCUUUGCUAAAUAAGUUUUUAUCCAAAGAUCCAAUGAAGGAUGGUCUAAAGAGAAGCCACAGAACAGAUUAAUAAUUCCAAGAUAGCAUAGAUGGUUUAUGAAUUUUUCAUUUGAAUUGCUAAUUCAAAAGUAAUUAAAGGCCCCAUUCAUUCCUAAUAGCUAAGAUAAUUUUGAUAAAUCACAGAUUAUUUAUGAGGAUGAAGAAUACAAUUAAAUCAUAAGAUUGCAUUAACAUAUGAUACUAGAAAGCCAGGAAUAAUUUGAAGGAUUUUAAUAUUAAGAAAGAUCGCAAUAAUUUCUAAUUAAUAUUGUAAUUAAAUUGAUUGGCUUUAUAUAUUUGUGUAAUUUCUUUUAUUUUUUUAAAUCUUAUAAUUAUCAUAUCUUUUACUUUAAUUGA
Molecule: messenger RNA, 1137 nt
Organism: Paramecium tetraurelia
Lineage: Eukaryota; Ciliophora; Oligohymenophorea; Peniculida; Parameciidae
Exons: 3
Biological process (GO): protein phosphorylation
Molecular function (GO): ATP binding; protein serine/threonine kinase activity
Source: RefSeq, a predicted model, not a curated record